This is a messenger RNA of Oldenlandia corymbosa var. corymbosa, 1464 nucleotides long. The record is from the annotation of a GenBank genome assembly. Lineage: Eukaryota; Viridiplantae; Streptophyta; Magnoliopsida; Gentianales; Rubiaceae.
AUGGCGAUGACAAUCCUUUCCAGUUACAUACCAUUUCUUUUGCUCAUUCACAUUCUAUUAUCAUUCCAAACGUUCCCCAAGAAUCAUCAUCUGACUCUCGCUCUCGGCGAUGACUCUUCACCGCCAGCUGAAGCUCCGUUGCCGCCGCCUGUUUACCGGCAGAUCCCUCCACCACCAGCUCAACCUCCCUCGUCUCCUCCUGAAUCUGAAAUCUCUCCACCACCACCAUCUGAACCUCUUUCGCCGGGUGAAUACUGGGUUCCUCCGCCCCCUCCUCCUCCACCGCCCAGUCCUCCACCACCUCCCCCGCCACCGUCACCGCCACCGCCAUCAUUUGAGAGCAAGCGUGUUGAGCUGGUAUUCCCUGUCAUCCAAAAACUCAAGAAGAAAAUAGCGAAUGACCCGAAAGGCAUUACCAAGACCUGGGUCGGUCCGGAUAUUUGUAAUAAAUACAAAGGAUUCCGAUGUGCCGUUCUCCCUGAUCUCGGUGUCAAAGGCGUGUCCGACGUACAAUUUAACGGGUUCAAUUUCGAGGGCCCGGAAUUGACACUGGACGGGUUCAUUGACCAGCUGCCGGACCUUAGCAUCUUCCAUGCGAAUUCCAAUAAAUUCACCGGCAUAAUCCCGAAGAAGAUUACAACCUUCAAGUAUUUAUUCGAGCUGGACUUGAGUAACAACAAUUUCGGCGGCCAGUUCCCUUAUGAAGUUCUAGGAGCCACCAAAUUGACCUUCUUGGACUUGAGGUUCAACAAAUUUUCCGGUGUAGUGCCUCCCCAAGUGUUCACGUUAGACCUGGACGUACUCUUCAUCAACAACAACAACUUCCGGCAAACACUGCCGGACAACUUGUUUACCCUGCCGGCUCUUUACUUAACUCUGGCCAAUAAUAAACUCACCGGUCCAAUUCCGUGCACUAUCGGGAAAGCUUCAAAGACAUUAUCCGAAGUCCUGUUUUUGAACAACCAGCUUUCAGGUUGUCUUCCAAGCGAAAUCGGGCUGCUGAAGAAGCUCACUGUUUUUGACGUCAGUCGAAACCUGUUGACCGGUCAAAUACCGUAUUCAUUUGGUUGCUUGACCAGCAUGGAGAUUCUGAACUUGGCUAACAAUCAGUUUAAUGGAGUUGUUCCUGAUUCCAUCUGUAAUUUGCCGAAUUUGAAAAACUUCACCUUGUCCUAUAACUUUUUCACCGGAGUUGGGCCGGCUUGCUUGAAGCUGAUUAAGAAGGGAGUUCUUGAUGUGAAGAAGAAUUGUAUUCCGGGGAUUUCGAACCAAAGAUCAAAACAAGAAUGUGAUGCAUUCGCAUGUAAGCUGAAACGGUGCCCCAACCCACAAAACUACCCGUUGAAUUGGAUGCCGUGCCGGCAGAGUACCCGAUCCAGUGCAAUGGUUCGGCGUAACGCCCGAGAAUUAGCAGCAACACCGUCGGAGUUACCACUUUCUUACAAGGCUCUGCAUUCUCAUUAA